Meriones unguiculatus (Mongolian gerbil) is the source of this 5026-nucleotide messenger RNA. RefSeq names its product coiled-coil domain containing 87 (gene Ccdc87). The record is from RefSeq and is a predicted model, not a curated record. The transcript has a single exon. Lineage: Eukaryota; Metazoa; Chordata; Mammalia; Rodentia; Muridae. The coding region runs from base 66 to 2621 and encodes 851 amino acids.
GCGCUGAUUUCCUUAGUAACCAUUUGGCGUACCCUACCGGCUCGGCGGGCUCCGUCAGCAUAAAGAUGGAGCCUUGGCGCCGGGAGCCCGACCUCAGGCCGUUUUACCACCAGUUGCUGAGUCCGCUGUCGCUCUUUCCCCGCAAGGAGACGCCUCCAGAGCCUCCGAAGCCUCUCUCGCAAGAGCACUCGGUUUUGCAAUCCAUCCCGCUCCCGAAGCUGAAAGUGGGGCAGCUAUGCCGCCAGGUGUCCAAGAGGCUAGCAGGCAGCGGGCGGGCGGCGCGGGUGAGUCCCGAGGACCGACUCCGUCUCACCGAGGUUAUCCUAGAGGAGCUGAAGUGCAGCUGGCAGGAACCUCCGCCAGAACCCAUUCUGAACUACGAGAACAAUCUGAAGCUGCGGAAGCGGCUGGAGUCCUACGUGCUGAUCUGUAGUGAGCAGCUCUUCAUACGCUACCUGCACCUGCUGGUGACCCUGCCGCCCUCCAGAAAGGUCUUCACUGAACCGGCCAUCCUCAGCCGGUUGGCAGCCAGCCUUGCCAGGGAUUGCACAGUCUUCCUCACCAGUCCCGACGUCUACCGCUGCCUGCUGGCUGAUUUUCAAAUCUUACGGAAUUUAGAGCAGACCCAGGAUGGCUUAUCCAAGCUGCGGCCCCCUGUCUGUCCCCCUGGGACUUUCAAGCUCUGUCCAAUCACCUGGCCUCACAGCACCGGCUUAGACCAAGUGCCAUGCUCUAGCCUCAACCUGAACUACCUUAUCCAACUCAGCCGCCCAUAUGAGUUCACCAGUGAGCCCGAACCUGAUCCAGUGAAGGAGUUGAAAUCCAUCCCUCUGCUGAAGGGGAGGAAGCGGCUCCUCUGGGUGCCCUCCAUGAAAAAGGAAAAAGAAUCUGAAGUGAGAACCUCACAGAUGGCAGCACUGCCUGGCCAUUCUCCUCCCAGCAGUAAGGUCGCCCUGUUCCCCAGUUCACCAGUCUUGUCCCGGCUCCAAAGGGGUCAAUCCAUGCCCUGUCUUCGUGAGGGGUGGAGACUGGCAGAUGAGUUGGGCCUUCCUCCGCUCUCCCCUCGUCCCCAAACCCCGUUGAUCUUGACUCCAGAGAUUACACCGCUGCUGUUUGGGGACGUAGUGGCUGAGGAUCUGAAGCAGAUGGUGAAGACCAUGACGAUGGAGAUGACUCACUACUCCCCACUGGACAAGGGCCUGCCUCCUCUCCUUGGGGUCCUUACCCGGCGCCUAACUGCCCAGCACCACAUAGAGGACCUGCAGCAAAUGCUGAAGAGCCUGCAGGCUGAAGAAGCCUCUGGCCAGUGGGAUCUCCACCCCGAAAUAAUCACUCCACUUUACCCACAGCCAAUGACUAUUACUUUGAAGCUACAAAACCAGCUCGUGUUCCAGGUCACUACUGUGCAACACUCUGACAGGAACUAUUCUGACUCUUUCCAUGUUGAGGAGGCUGGGGUCCUAUACAACCAUCUGAAUGGGGAACUGGAUAGCAAAGCCAUCGAACAAAUGGAUGCUGACCGUCUUGUUGGUAAUAAAACCAAAGAGGUAUACAAGGAAUUGAUGAGCCGAGUCUCUACCAGCCAUUUCUCUUUUGAGGAAGGACCCCAGAUUGAGCCUUCAGCAGAUAAAGAUUGGUCCUCCCUCCUGUCCUCAGUUUUGAUAUGUGAAGGUAAAAAGAAGUCUCUCAUUAACCUUGAUCUGGUUGGACUUAACACCAAGAAAACAAGCAGUCAGCAGUUGCGCCCUGAGAAGGAGGCUUCCGUCACCUUACUUCCGAGGGGCAAAGGCAGGGACAACCAGUCAGGUAAGGGUGUAUGGUCGAACUGGUGGAAAACCGCUGUGUCCUCGGAUGACUACUUCAAGUUCCUCGACACUCAGGAGACAGAUUUCCUCCAUGUCAUCUUCCGAAUGUACGAAGAAGACGUUCCUGUGGAGGUACCACCCCCUGUCAAGGAGACCCUGAGGAUUCGGCACCCACCUCCUCUGCAGGAAGAUGAAGAGCCAGAGUUUGUGCCAGGAGAGUGGAACUGGAACCCGUUGAUAGAAGACAGCAUGGGGCCUGGGAAAGCCCGCAUCCUAAACCUGCAGCAGCGUCUAGAAAGACUGUGGAUCGUGUUGGAAGUCCCUGUCCAGAGCCGGCUGGACAUGGUCAUUAAGUACAGCUCCAACGCGCGCCUGCGGCAGCUACCAACCUUAAUCCGGGCCUGGGAGCGGGCCCUGAAACCCAUUCAGACACGGGAGUUGUUGCUAGGGAGACUGGAGUGGUUUGAGCGACAAGCCUCCGACCCAAACCGCUUCUUCCAAAAGCCCGAUUUGCUGCUGAAUCGACUCCUGGAGGAGAAUGUGAUCCGUAGCCAACUCCAAAGGAAGCUCAGUCUGAUAGAACCGCCUUUGGCUUCCUUCCUGGAAAAGAUAGAGUCAAUCUUUGGGGAGCCAGUGACCUUCAAGGGGCGUCGCUAUCUGGAGAAGAUGAAGCAGGACAAAGUGGAGAUACUGUAUUGGCUCCAGCAGCAGCGACGGGUUCGAAAUCUGAUCCGGGCCCAGAAAGCCUUGCACCAAUCCACGAGGAUCAGCAGCCGAGCUUUGGUAGCUCCUAAGAAUACUCCUAUUGCCCGCUAAGGACACCAAGUGUUCUUAAAUCCCUUCCUCACCCCCAAAUGCCCACAUAGAUCUCUCAAUGGCUUUGGAAGAAGUACGGAUAUCUUUAUAAGAGAGUGGGAUUCUCUCUCUUGACAUUCUAAAUAAAAGCGUCUCCAAACCUGGUACUCCCAUGUAUGUUAACAGUGCUGCACAACACAACCAAAAUCCCCUACGAGGUAGUCCCGUGGAGUCCAUUCUCAUAGAGGUCAGACAGAGCAAGUCCUGACCUUUAGAACAGUUCAGUUUAGCGCUACUAUCUGGCUAUGUUAAGUAGGCUGCUGCGAGCUCCGAGUCACUCUUGUUUGGGCUCAAUGGCACACGCCUAAACAGAAGUGUGUGAAUCCUGACUGUAUGACUUAGGGCAAGUCACCUAAUUUCUCUGUACUUGUCAAAUAAGGAGCUGGGUCCACGCCGUUCCUUCCAAUGUUACACUCUGCUGGCAGGGCUGAAGAACUGUUAGAUUUUUGCCUGUUAAUAAAAACACUCUGUAGGCUGGAGAGAUGGCUCAGCAGUUAAGAGCACUGUCUGCUCUUCCAAAGGUCCUGGGUUCAAUUCCCAGCACCCACAUGGUGGCUCGCAACCAUCUAUACUGGAAUCUGAUGCCCUCUUCCUUUUUUUUUUUUUUUAAGACUUAUUUAUUAUGUAUACAGUGUUCUGCCUGCAUGUGUGCCUGCACAACAGAGGAGGGCACUCAGGAGGCGGAGGCGAGCGGAUCUCUGUGUUUGAGGCCAGCCUGGUCUACAAAGAGAGUUCCAGGAUGGCCAAGAGCUAACACGGAGAAACCUUGCCUCAAAAACCCAAACCAAAACAAACAAACAAACAAACAAAAAGCUGUGUUUUUUUUAAAGCAACCAAAAUUCUCACUACAGCUGACUACUGUGGGAAAAUAUUUUUUAAUGUAAGGAAGAGGACAAUAAGGGUGAAUAAUAUUUUAAUUGAGGUGGUCUUAAUUACCAAAGCUGGCUUCCAACUCACAGAGGUCCACCUGUCUCUGCCUCCUAAGUACUGGAAUGAAAGGUUUGCAUCACCCAUGCUCAACCUAAAGGAAAUUUUUUUUAAUUUUAAUUUUUAAACCUUUACUAUCUAGGAGGUGACAAAUAUCUCUCUUGUCAGCCAGAUGUGGUGACAUACACCUUUGUGUGUGUGUAUGUGUGUGUGUGUGUUUGUGCAAGGUGAGUUGUGGAUGUAUGUGGAGACUAGAGGUCAAUUUUAAGUGUAACUGUUUAGGAGUCUUCCACUUUGUUUUGUUUUGUUUUGUUUUGUUUUGUUUUGUUUUGUUUUGGACAGGGUCUUUCAUUGGCUAGGCUCAGGCUGCUUUCCACCUACCUCUGUCUCCCCAGCCCACGCCCAGCCUUCUAGACAACGCCUGGGGAUCAAGCUCAUAUUUACAUGGCAGCACUUUAUCAACUGAGCUAUUCACCAGCCCUGAAUUUUUAUAUUUCAUGUGUUUAAAAGUUUUCCAUUUCUGUAAAAAUCAAUGUCUUUUGUCCUCUCCCAUUUUUUGACAGUGUCUCACUAUGUAUCCCUGACUGGCCAGCUAACCUCUGUCUGCCUCCUGGGUGCUAGGAUCAAAAGUGCAUGCUCUCUAGAACACCCAUCUUCCUACAUCUUGUUGUUGAUAAGGAUGUCAUAAUGAAACUUUUUAGUGUGUGUACUUUUAUUUUAUUUUUGAGAUUAUAAUAUAGUUACACUUUUCCCUUUCCUCCCUUCAAACCCUCCAUAUACCAUUUAUUGCAUUCUUUCAAAUUCAAAGCAUGUUUUCACUAUUAUUACAUACACAUAUACAUAUAUAUUCCUAUAUGUAAUCUCCUUAUCUGCAGCUAAUCAAUAAAUCUUUUCAUUAUGGUCUUUUCCCAGUGGUCACAAACUCCCUACCAUCUUUUCCAAAAAGAAACCCAAGAGAUUUUUCUAAAAGAAUAAAUCUAUGUUGGUCUCUAUUCAUUCUAGUUUAUUCUGUUUUGUGGCAUGUUUAUUCUUAUUCAAGGUUUUGAGUUCUUUAACCUUUAACAAAUAAGUUAUUUUCUGUAUAUAGGUACCUUUGAUGUAUGUAUGUACAUGAGUGGUGCCAGAAAGGGUCCCUGAAUGACCUGGAACUGGUUGUGAACUGCCACGUGGGUGCUAGAAACUGAACUCGGGUCCUCUGCAACAGUAAUCAGUGCUCUCAACCACCAAGCCAUCUCUCCAGCCCCCAACAUUUUGACUUUUUCCCUCAGUUCGUCAGAAUUCUUUAUGUAUUUAGGAUCUACUGCUGCUGAUUCGGUUUGUAUGUUUGGUGGAUCUAAUAUUAAUGUAAAUCCGUGUUCACCCAUGAUUUGCCAAUUGCAACAUGCUAUUCACAACUGAUUCUCGGGUAAAUCCAGCUUUCCAUUAGAGCAGAGAAUCCA